Messenger RNA from Eurypyga helias (sunbittern), 2394 nucleotides. It is a transcript of the gene TAB3, whose product is annotated as TGF-beta activated kinase 1/MAP3K7 binding protein 3. NCBI's taxonomy places the organism in Eukaryota, Metazoa, Chordata, Aves, Eurypygiformes, Eurypygidae. Bases 1 to 2043 code for a protein of 680 amino acids. The transcript has 6 exons. Gene Ontology annotation, cellular component: extracellular exosome. The record is from RefSeq and is a predicted model, not a curated record. Gene Ontology annotation, molecular function: ubiquitin binding.
AUGGCGCAGGGCAGUCAACAACUCGAUGUGCAGGUACUCCAUGAUCUCCGACAACGUUUCCCUGAGAUACCUGAAGGGGUGGUAUCUCAGUGCAUGCUUCAGAACAACAACAACCUAGAUGCCUGUUGUCGAGCCCUCGCACAGGAGAGCAACAAAUACUUAUAUAUGGAGUACCAUAGCCCUGAUGACACCAGAAUGAAUAGAAAUAGCCUUUUGCACAUUAAUCUGGGUAUUCAUCCUCAUACCAGCUAUCAUGCAGGGGAUGGAGCUCAACUUAAUGGUGGUCGUACACUGGUACACAGUUCAAGCGAUGGACAUAUUGAUCCACAACGCACGGCAGGUAAACAGCUGAUAUGCUUAGUUCAAGAACCACACUCUGCACCCGCUGUUGUGGCAGCUUCUCCUAGUUACAAUCCAUUUUUCAUGAAUGACCAGAAUAGAAAUGCAGCUACUCCUCCUCCACAGCCACCUCCACAGCCAUCUUCCAUACAACCAGGAAUGAACACGUCUGCUAUGCAAGGCCCUCCUCCCACGUAUAUGCACAUACCUCGGUACAGUACAAAUCCCAUUACUGUUACAGUAUCACAAAACCUCCCCUCUGGACAGAGUGUACCCAGAGCUCUACAAAUUCUUCCACAGAUUCCAAGCAAUCUUUAUGGGACUCCUGGCUCUAUUUAUAUAAGACAAACAUCUCAAAGUUCUUCAGGACGACAGACUCCUCAGAAUACACAGUGGCAUUCAUCGCCACAGGGCCCAGUUCCACAUUAUACUCCCCGUCCUCUACCUGUGUAUCCACAUCAACAGAACUACCAACCUUCACAGUAUUCUCCUAAACAACCCCAGAUCCCUCAGUCAGCUUUUCGAUCACCACCGGCAUCCCAGUGUCCCUCUCCCUUUGGCUCUCCUCAACACCAAGUUCAGCCACCUCAGCUGGGUCAUCAGAGUUCACAUGUGUUCAUGCCUCCUAGUCCUUCAACUGUCCCACCCCAUCCAUAUCAGCAAGCAUCCCAGACUUUUCAAAAACAAGGCGGUCACUCUGUAUCGUAUCUUCCUCCUUUUGCUGGACCUAGUUUAUCCAAAGGUUCCAUGAACAAAAUAGAGAUUACAGUUGAGCCACCGCAAAGACCUGGGACUGCAAUGAACAGAAGUCCUUCACCAAUAAGUAAUCAACCAUCUCAGCGAAACCAGCACCCGCUGUAUGCAGCCACUACUCCUCCUUCAAGCUCUCCAUCAAGAGGUAUGUCAGGUCAACCCAAACCUCCAUUUAGUGUUAAUCCAGUAUAUAUUACCUACACUCAACCAACCGGACCUACAGGUGCACCAACACAGUCUCCUCGGGUUAUGGUAUCUCAGCCAAACCCAACCAUUUUUAAAAUCACAGUAGGUCGAGCACCGACUGAGAAUCUUUUAAAUUUAGUGGACCAAGAAGAGCGUUCUGCAGCACCAGAACCUAUUCAGCCUAUUUCUGUAAUCCCAGGAUCUGGAGGAGAAAAAGGAAGCCAUAAGUAUCAGAGAAGUUCUAGUUCUGGAUCAGACGACUAUGCUUACACUCAAGCCUUGCUGUUACAUCAACGAGCAAGGAUGGAGAGAUUAGCAAAGGAACUGAAGCUUGAGAAAGAAGAGCUCGAACGCCUGAAAGCUGAAGUCAAUGGUAUGGAGCAUGAUCUAAUGCAGAGGCGGCUUCGAAGAGUUAGCUGUACAACUGCAAUUCCAACACCUGAGGAAAUGACCAGAUUGAGAAGCCUCAACAGACAGCUCCAGAUAAAUGUUGACUGUACACUGAAAGAAGUUGAUCUCCUUCAAUCUAGAGGGAACUUUGAUCCGAAAGCCACGUGUAACUUCUAUGAUAACAUAGAGCCUGGUCCUGUUGUGCCACCAAAGCCAUAUAAAAAGGAGCAUCAAAACAGUUCCAAACAGACUCCACGGACUCAGCCAAGAGACGAAGACUUUGAAGGGGCUCCAUGGAAUUGUGAUAGCUGCACCUUUCUAAAUCACCCAGCACUAAAUCGCUGUGAGCAGUGUGAAAUGCCGCGAUACACCUGAAAAUCAGGAAGGGGCUGCUUUGGGUUGAAAACAGGCUCUGAAGCCGACAGCUGUAGGAGAAGGAAACAUGGGGAACCUUUCACUCCAUCUGCCCGGCCUUUGCCAGUCAACAAUCUUCAUAUUGCAAGGGGUGGGAGCGGUGUGUUAAGAUGUUUCUGCUUGUGCUACACUAAAGAAAUAAAUUAAGGAUGAAAUUCUUUCUUAUCCCAUUGCAGUGAGCAAAGCAGAAAAUGAAACCUGAAAAUGUAAAAGGGUUCAUUUUUGGAAAGAAUGUAUACAGGAAAGCAAAUAACUACUGGUGUUUAGUCCUGUGGUUAUAGUUACUGCUUUAGUGGCUAAAAAAAAAAAAAA